Oncorhynchus keta (chum salmon) is the source of this 1062-nucleotide messenger RNA. Its product is annotated as zinc finger protein 239-like. The record is from RefSeq and is a predicted model, not a curated record. The coding region runs from base 527 to 979 and encodes 150 amino acids. Gene Ontology annotation, biological process: regulation of transcription by RNA polymerase II. The transcript has a single exon. Gene Ontology annotation, molecular function: RNA polymerase II cis-regulatory region sequence-specific DNA binding; DNA-binding transcription factor activity. NCBI's taxonomy places the organism in Eukaryota, Metazoa, Chordata, Actinopteri, Salmoniformes, Salmonidae.
AACAAUGAACGCCAUACUCAAGUCAGACACAGAGACUUCAACUGUAACACAAAUGCUUUUACACACAGGAUCUGACCACAGGUCAGACCUAGAGAGAAUGGGGCUGGGGAGACUGGGCUGUUCUCCUGCUACCGGCUCAGAGUAUUUACUUUACGGUAACCGAAGCCCGAGGACGGUUCAUUCCCAUCGGAACUCAGGUGAUGCGUUAGAGACUGCCACUGAUCCGUCUUGUUCUUACGCUACACAGAUGAACCUUGGCAACAUGCCCUUGGGCUAGGAGACACAGACUGAUCUGUCUAUAGGGGACUGGAACUGGUACAGUAGUAGUAUAUACUCUGAAGGGUGCCUAGAUAAGAAAGGGGAGGUUGUAGUUGUAGACGAUGGGACUGUAAAAGUGGAGGGCGACGCUCCUCCCACAUGGAAUGCAGAUAGUCACCUAGGAGACGGACACUCACAGGGCAGAGAUUUUUUAGAUUACAGCGAAAGCUUUGAGACAAAUCCAAAUGUCGCAACCAACCCUUUACACAUGCUCAGGGAUCGCGAUCCAGUGUCCAUGUCGUUGGGGCCUUCUGAUUCACACGGCCGCAUCCUUUUCGAUCAGGUAUUGAACUCAAACAACAGGGCUAGAGCACAGGUUCAAAAAGGGGGAGCCACAUCUGGCAGUAGUAAAGAGAAACGAUUCUUCUGCAUGUUCUGUAACAAAGGCUUCAGCUGCUCCCAGAAAGUGGAGAUCCACCAGAGGGUCCACACAGGGGAGAAAUCCUUCAGCUGUACCCAGUGUCACAUGCGCUUCGCCCAGGCUGGUGACCUGAAGAGGCACCAGAGGGUCCACACAGGGGAGAAACCAUUCGGCUGUCACCUGUGCCGUGCUAGUUUCUCCCACUCAUCCAGCCUGAAGAGGCACCAGGGGGUCCACACAGGGGAGAAGCAUACAGGAGCCCCCAAUGUGAGAAGAGGUUCUCCCACCAGCACCAGCUGAAGAUGCACCUGAAGGUCCACACGGGAGAGAGGCCAUUCACCUGUAUGCACUGCAGGAAGAUGUUCUCAGAGAGCCCAUUCAAU